AUGAGAAAAAUUAAGAUGGCAGGCAGGGGGUUAACCGACCUUGAUGGUCUUGCUGCUAUUUUGACACAAACUGAAACACACACACACACACACACACACACACACACACACACACACACACACAGGAAGCCACAACAGCCCAUCUCUUGCCUCACGUCUGCAGGUGGCGUGCAGAGUGGCAUCUUUGGUGGUCGUAUGGCCAAGCCCCACUCCAGACCCUACAUGGCCUCACUGCAGACACGGAGACACCACGGGUGUGGAGGAGUGCUGAUCAGAGAGGACUUCGUACUGACUGCUGCACACUGUUAUAAUAGCAGUGAUCCCCUAGACGACGUAGUGCUGGGCGCCCACAACAUCAGUAAGCAGGAGAAGAGCCAACAGCACAUUGGCAUCUCUGAGUUCAUCCCUCACCCAAAGUACCCCAAGAAGAAGCUUCGCAAUGACGACCCCAGGACUCGAGAGCAUGACAUCAUGCUGUUGAAGCUGAAGACAAAGGCUACGCUGAACAAGUUUGUGAAGGUGUUGGAGCUCCCUAAGACAUAUGGGAAGAUCCGUGCGGGGGAGCAGUGUGAGGUGGCUGGGUGGGGGAAGAGGGUCCACGGGCGAGAAGCAGAGAGUGUCCUGUACGAGGCUGAAGUCAUGCUGGACAAGACAGCGAACUGUGAAGCGAAAUGGCAGCAGUAUUACAACCAGGACCAGAUGACCUGCAGUGUCCCUGAUGGCAGAGGAGGAUUCUGUCAGGGUGAUUCUGGAGGUCCUCUCAUCUGUGGAAAGGGCAAGGCCAAGGUCCUGUAUGGAGUCACAGCCUACACAGGUGCACCGUGCGAUACCCCAGAAUACCCAGAAGUCUACACAAGAGUGCCCCACUUCCUGCCCUGGAUCAAAGACGUUAUUGGUGUGAAUGAUGCUCUGUAGACAGGAACUCAGUGUUCAGGAGAGAGAGCCAAACUACAUGAUUAUCAAAUUAUUUGUUCUUUGUUCACAACUCUUUGUUUUAGGAGGUCAUGAACAGUAAAAAAAGUACUUUUCCCAAUGUAUUUAAACUAGUGUGCUAUUAUGAUACAGACUACUUAUUUCACACUGCCUUAUAUAUUUUUAUUUAUUUAUUUAUUUUAUUUUAUUUUUUUAAUUGCAAGAGUCUCUUUUCUCUUCAAGGUCCCUUACUAAUCAGACGGAAGGGGACAUCUAUUGGCCAUAGAGGCCUGGGCCAUAUGCUGUAUAACUGGGGUGGGUUUUGCUGUGUCUUACCCCUUUUCUUUUGUUUCAGGAGUGGAGGCUCUCGGCAGGGAGGCUGGGCCCCUGGUGGUAGGGAAUCUGUGUGUCUCACCGUCAGUGCAGUGUAGUGUCACCUUGGUGUGCCGUGUUCACGUGUGGUCUCUUUGACCCCUCUUCCAGAUCGCCUCCCUGCGGUAAGCCCUCCCUCCUAGUUUAUGUGUGUUUUCCUAUACCCAAAGAACCAGUAGGCCUUCUCUAACCAAACCAGUUCUGAGUGUGUGUGGCUGCCCCAUUUCCAUCUGAGUGCUUUGCACGCUUUUACUGUAUUGUAACUUGCCUUUGAGAGGAAAAAUAAAGAAAAUAUUUAUUAUUGUCAUA
Alosa sapidissima (American shad) is the source of this 1593-nucleotide messenger RNA. RefSeq names its product mast cell protease 1A-like. Gene Ontology annotation, biological process: proteolysis. Gene Ontology annotation, molecular function: serine-type endopeptidase activity. The coding region runs from base 1 to 915 and encodes 304 amino acids. The record is from RefSeq and is a predicted model, not a curated record. The transcript has 5 exons. Lineage: Eukaryota; Metazoa; Chordata; Actinopteri; Clupeiformes; Clupeidae.